AUCUUAUAACAAGUGCGUAUUACUCUAUUAUCUAAAAAUAUAUUUUACGAUGCAAUUGCAUACUGUUGCAUACAAGUAGCAGCAAGGUUACAAAAAUAAUGUAUUUAACGGUAUUCUCGUAUUUAGCACUCUGUGCAGGAAUAUUGUAUUUAUAUCUAAAAUGGAAGUUCACAUAUUGGAAGAGGGUAGGUCUGGAAUACCUGGAGCCCGUAGAUCUGGUCUACGGAAACAUCAAAUAUAUGGUUCUACAGAAGCUCUCAAUUGGGGACUAUUUUCGUAAUGUAUAUAACGAUUUUAAAGCGAAAGGUCUGAAGCAUGGUGGUAUAUACUUUUUCUUCUUUCCUACCUAUGUUCCUGUUGACUUGGAUAUUGUUAAAAAUAUUUUUAUACGAGAUUUUGAAUAUUUUGUGAAUCAUGGUGUUUAUAAAAAUGAAGAGGGUGAACCUCUUUCUGGACAUCUGUUUGCUUUGGAGGAUGAUAAAUGGAGAAAACUUAGAGCGAAAUUGUCACCUACUUUCACAACUGGAAAAAUUAAAAUGAUGUUUCAAACACUUUGCUCUACAUCUAAGGGAUUAACUGAGGUUCUAGAAGAGCAUGCUAAAUUCAACGAAGUAUUAAAUAUAAGAGACGUAGUUGCCAGAUUUACGACUGACGUCAUUGCAACAGUUGGAUUUGGAUUGGAAUGCAAUUCCCUAAAAAAUCCAAACGAAGAAUUUAGACAUAAAGGCCGCAAAAUAUUUGAUUUAAGUGCCAUUGAACGUUUUAAGGAAACACUUUUGUUUAUAUUACCGAUAAAAGUUGUAAACUUUUUUAACUUGAAGACAUUUCCAAACGACGUUACCAAUUUUUUCCUGGACGUCAUUGAAAAAACUGUCAAUUAUAGAGAAACAAAUAAGAUCAGCAGAAAGGAUUUCAUGCAUUUGCUGCUACAAUUGAAAAACCGCGGAAAAGUUGCCGAUGACCAGUUCAUAUUUAAACAAGAGGGAGAAAAAGAAGGAGAGAAUUUCAUAACUUUCAAUGAACUGGCAGCCCAGUGUUUAAUAUUUUGGAUUGCUGGUUAUGAAACUUCGUCAACUGCAACGAGCUUUGCAUUAUUGGAGUUAGGCAGAAACAAAGAUAUUCAGAAUAAACUUAGGGAUGAAAUUAAAAGGGUGUUGGAUAAGCACAAUAAUGAAUUGACUUACGAGGCCAUACAGGAAAUGAAAUAUUUGGAACAAGUGGUUUAUGAAACUCUUCGAAAACAUCCACCUACUCCAAAUCUUCCCAGAAAAUGUACCAAAGAUUAUCCCGUUCCUGGAACUAAUGUAACGAUUAAAAAGGGAGUCCAAGUCAUUAUUCCAAUAUUGGCUAUCCAGAAUGAUCCAGAGAUUUAUCCAGAUCCGGAAAAAUUUGAUCCAGAUCGGUUUACAGAUGAAAAUAAAGCCAACAGGAACCCAGCAGCUUUCUUGACAUUUGGAGAGGGUCCCCGAUAUUGUUUAGGUGCCCGCCUUGGUUUAAUGCAAACCAAAGUGGCAUUAAUCACAUUUAUUAAGAAUUUCCAAGUGGAUGUGCACCCAAAAACCAAACUUCCAGUAAAAUACAUUUCCCAACGAUUUAUUCUGGCAAUGGACGGUGGUAUAUGGUUGUCAGUUUCUAAAUUGAAAUAAUACUGUUGCAAAAUUAUGUAAGAACUUUUGUGUGGAUGUGUAUUUUUGAGAUAGACGCAAAUCAAUUCAAGCAAUUUAAUUGGCAACAAAAAUAUUCAUAAAACACUUGUAUUAAUUUUUAUGUAUUGUGAAAUGCUUAUAAUCUCCAACCGCUAAUCUAUGAUAGGCAACCAUAGAUACACUAACAUAACAUUUUACCAUUACCAUUAUUUUCAGAAUUCUCUGUUAAAAUAUGUUAAAAAUAUGCCUUGGAAUAAUAAUAAGAAUUGACAAUUUU
This is a messenger RNA of Diabrotica virgifera virgifera (western corn rootworm), 1923 nucleotides long. Its product is annotated as probable cytochrome P450 6a14. Gene Ontology annotation, molecular function: monooxygenase activity; oxidoreductase activity, acting on paired donors, with incorporation or reduction of molecular oxygen; iron ion binding. Bases 99 to 1646 code for a protein of 515 amino acids. The record is from RefSeq and is a predicted model, not a curated record. The transcript has 4 exons. Lineage: Eukaryota; Metazoa; Arthropoda; Insecta; Coleoptera; Chrysomelidae.